Molecule: messenger RNA, 2172 nt
Organism: Telopea speciosissima
Lineage: Eukaryota; Viridiplantae; Streptophyta; Magnoliopsida; Proteales; Proteaceae
Product: rop guanine nucleotide exchange factor 7-like
Exons: 7
Coding region: 173-1990 (605 amino acids)
Molecular function (GO): guanyl-nucleotide exchange factor activity
Source: RefSeq, a predicted model, not a curated record
AUUGUAAUUUUGGGUCUCCAAAUCUCGUCGUCCCUUUCCUUGCAGAGGUCGGCUGCGCCAUGGUUUCGUUUUGAAAAGGUUUGUUUGUUCAGGUUUGGCUGUGAAGGGCGAAGGGCGAAGGGCUCGUUUUUUGUGUGGUCCUUCUGGGUUUAUUGAAGCAGGGGAGGUAAGGAUGGAGGAGGGUUUAGUCGAGAAGAGUCAAGGAACGGAAGCGACGAAAGAUGGGAUUGAUGCGAAUGGGGUUGAAAAUGCGUCAUUCACCGAUUCGAUUGAACAGGAGUGCAGGGAGAGCAGUUCCAGCUCUGAUACAUCGACGUCUGAUACGACCACAAAUGAAGAAAGGAGUAAUAGCAGCUCGGAAGAAUCAUCUUCGGCAUCAUCAUUAGGUUGGCCUAUCAGGAAGGCGGAGGUGCAAAAUUGUUCAAUUUCUGAUGUCAACGAAUCGAAAGAGAAAGCACAUUCGGAGGAUAAGAAAUUAGAGAAACAAACAUCAAUGAUUUCCGAGGUUGCGAUGAUGAAGGAGAGGUUUUCAAAAUUGCUGCUUGGAGAAGACAUGUCUGGAUGUGGGGAAGGCGUUUGCACAGCAUUGGCGAUUUCCAAUGCCAUUACUAAUCUCUGUGCAACACUUUUUGGGCAGCUUUGGAGAUUAGAACCCCUACCUCCUGGGAAGAAAUCAAUGUGGCGAAGGGAGAUGGAGUGGCUUCUUUGUGUCAGUGAUCAUAUUGUUGAAUUGACGCCCUCUUGGCAAACAUUUCCUGAUGGAAGCAAGCUUGAGGUUAUGACUUGCAGACCCCGAUCAGAUCUGUAUAUUAAUCUCCCAGCUCUGCGUAAACUUGACAACAUGCUUCUUGAGAUAUUGGAUAGCUUUAGCAAUACAGAAUUCUGGUAUGUUGACCAAGGGAUUUUAGCUCCAGAUGCUGAUGGAUCAGCUUCUUUCCGUAGACCCCUCCAGCGUCAAGAGGAAAAGUGGUGGCUGCCUGUGCCCCGUGUCCCCCCUAGUGGUCUUCAAGAAAAUUCAAGGAAGCAGUUGCAACACAAGCGUGAGAGCACAAACCAAAUCCUUAAAGCUGCCAUGGCUAUCAACAGCAUUACCUUGGCUGAACUGGAAAUCCCUGAAUCCUACUUGGAUUCUCUACCAAAGAGUGGAAGAGCCAGCCUUGGUGACAUGAUCCACCGGUACAUAACAUCUGACCAGUUCUCUCCCGAAUGCCUUCUUGAUUGCCUUGACCUAUCUUCUGAACACCAGGCUCUUGAAAUUGCUAACCGUGUUGAGGCCUCAAUAUACGUCUGGCGUCGAAGAACAAACUCAAGGUCUAUGACUAAUACAACCCGCUCCGCUUCAAAGUCAUCCUGGGAGAUAGUCAAGGAGUUAAUGAUUGAUGUAGAUAAGAGGGAGUUGCUUGCAGAUCGAGCUGAAAGCCUCUUGAUAUGCUUGAAGCAGCGUUUCCCAGGUCUCCCGCAGACAACCUUGGAUAUGAGCAAGAUCCAAUACAACAAGGAUGUUGGGAAAUCUAUUCUAGAGAGCUACUCCAGAGUUUUGGAGAGCCUGGCAUUUAACAUUGUUGCACGUAUAGAUGAUUUGCUCUAUGUUGAUGACUUGACCAAGCAUUCGGAUGAUUACUCCUCCAUUCCCACUGUAAGUGUGAUUGCUCACAAGAGGGUUUCCAUUCCAUACUCAGUGCCUGUCUCAAGCACUCCAUAUGCAACGGCUUUUACCUCUCCGAGCUUCUCACCUGCACCUCUAGUUAGCCCUGCAAGAGGAGGGAAGUCUCCCUUCCUCAAUGGCAACAAGCCUCAUUACCGUGGAUUUGGAGUAAAGAAAGUCUUGACAGAUUAUCUUGGAGUGGAUUUGAAAGAAAAAAGCUCUAGUAAUUCAGUCGAGGGAUCAGAUACUAGCUCAAGCUCAAUUCAAGAAGCACCAGCAGGUUGGUCUAGAAUGGAAAACGUGGAGAUCCAUAAAGAGGUAGUCAGCCCUCCAACACAGGUCUAAUUUGAGCCAGGACAAGUUGUUUCAUGAUGCCUAUAUGUUUUCCCACGAAGUAAGAGGGUUAACCAUUAAAUAUUGUUUUAUUCUUGUUGAUUGUUUUAUAGUUAAGAGUUGAGUGUUAAAUGGGGUUCUUGCAUUUUGCAGAAUCUGUUUAGGUUGCAAAUAGGUCCUGGGCUUUGAUCGGA